Messenger RNA from Numida meleagris (helmeted guineafowl), 1698 nucleotides. RefSeq names its product LETM1 domain containing 1 (gene LETMD1). The coding region runs from base 11 to 622 and encodes 203 amino acids. Gene Ontology annotation, biological process: intracellular monoatomic cation homeostasis. NCBI's taxonomy places the organism in Eukaryota, Metazoa, Chordata, Aves, Galliformes, Numididae. Gene Ontology annotation, cellular component: mitochondrial inner membrane. Gene Ontology annotation, molecular function: ribosome binding. The record is from RefSeq and is a predicted model, not a curated record. The transcript is spliced from 7 exons.
CCGGCUGCUGAUGUACUUCUUCCCACGGCAGUUCCUGAUCCGCCACUUCUGGACGCCACGGCAGCAGCAGGAGUUUGGUGAGCAGAACCACGCCGCCCGCCGUGCCGCUUACCCCGCCGUGCUGAGCAGCCUGGCCGCGGCCACACACUCCCUGCCCGAGCCCCGGCUGCAGCACCGCCUGCAGGAGCUCUGUGCUGAGGUGCAGCGUGGCCGCCAUCCCCGCGUGGCCGAGCUCUGCGCUGUGCGGGCGCUGUUCUCGGGGCCGGCCCUGUGCCUGGGCGAGCUGCGGGCGGCCCACCUGCGGGCGCUGAGCCGGGUGCUGUUCCUGACGCCGCUGCUCCCCGCCGUCCUCCUGCGGUGCCGCCUGCGCUCCCACCUCCUGGAGAUCCGGCACCUGGACCGCGCGCUGGCGCACCUGGGCCUGGCGCAGCUCUCCGAGGAGGAGCUGAGAGCGGCGUGCUACCUGCGGGGGCUGAACCCCACACACCUGAGCGCGGCGCAGUGCAGAGCGUGGCUGGAGCAGUGGCUGGAGCUGUCCUGCGCGCUGCAAGCCUGCGAGGUGUCCCUGCUGGCCAACAGCAUGGUGCUGCUGUCCCUCAACUACACCGGAGCCGAGCAGUGAGCCGGCGCUGACCCCUUCGCUGCGGCACCGCGCACUCUGUGCCCCCCACCCUGCUGGGGGGGCUUUGCAGCAGCGCUCUGCAGGGGCAGGACCAAGCCUGGAGGCACCAAGGAUGGGUGAACGUUGGCCCUGCAUCCCUGUGUCCCGUCAGGGCAAUGCCACUUGGCUCUGUCCAUUCCCCCGCAGCCACUGUAGCACUUUACAUGUAUAUAUGGGGGAACAGGUGUCCCCGUGACCCUACAACUCCCCCCCCCCCCAGGGACCCAGCUCAGCUCUGCUUGUCGCUGCUCCCCACAGAGGGUUGGACUGGGGAGGGGUCCCCACGGAUCUAUGGGGUCACCCCUGCCACAUGCCCCACUGCGGUGGGGGGAUGUACAGAAAUCCCCACUUAAAGAUGCAGAGUCCACUGAGCGCUGAUGGUGUUGAGUUCCAUGUCAGUGUCAUUGAGUUUUGACCCAGUGUCACUGAAUUCUACGUUGCUGUCAUCGAGUUCUGUUGUGCUGGCACUGAAACUUGAUGUCAUUGAGUUCUGCAUUGGUGCUGAGUUUUGAUGUCAUGGAGUUCUGCAUUUGUGUUGUUGAGUUCUGCAUUGGUGUCACUGAGUUUUGACUUGAUGUCAUGGAGUUCUGCAUUGGUGUCAUCGAGUUCAGCAUUGGUGUCAUUGAGUUUUGACCUGACGUCAUCGAGUUCAGCAUUGGUGUCAUUGAGUUCUGUGUUGGUGUCGUUGAGUUUUUGACUUGACGUCAUUGAGUUUUGCAUUCACGUCAUUGAGUUUGGACCCAAUGUCAUUGAGUUCUGCAUUGGCAUCGUUGAGUUCUGCCUUGGUGUCAUUGAGUUCUGCAUUGAUGCAGUUGAAUUUUAACUUGAUGUCAUUGAAUUCUGCAUUGGCACCGUUGAGUUUUGACUUAAUGUCACUGAGUUCUGUGGUGGUGUUGAGUUUCAAGGUGAUGUCAUCGAGUUCUGUGUUGGUGUCAUCGAGUUUUUGACUUGACGUCAUUGAGUUCUGCAUUCACGUCAUUGAGUUUGGACCCAAUGUCAUUGAGUUCUGCAGUGGCAUUGUUGAGUUCUGCAUUUGU